GUACCUACAUAUCUUAUAGGUCUAACGUCAUCGUAAAAAACAUACAUCCAUGGAUACUUGCUUGCUAAAUACUUAGUAGAUAUGCUUGUAAAAUGAAUAGGUACUCUAUUCGCUUACCUACUUAAUCUUUCGUGUGGUUUAAGCCUAGUAUGUAUCACUACAGCAAAAUUUCAGAAAAUCCCGCGUCUCAACAUGUGAUUCAAAGUUCACUGAAGCAGGCUACAUCAAUCUAGACCGGUCUCUACGAUCAAGCCAAAGUGAGGCGAAAAGUAGCCUAGAAGCCAUACAAGAUCUCAAAAUAUCCAACGUCCGCUAGUACUUUGGAAGCAGAGAAAUACUAUCAUGUCAGGGUGGUCGAACAAAACAUCUAGCAGCGCUGAGGGAUAUAAUUAUGACGAUGGUGGGCGCCCUCGAAUCGAUAAAACGGGUCUGAAAAGCAAGUUCCGGCCUAAUGACAGAGUUUACCUCCAAACUGGACGGGCCCUCCAAGGUCCGUUUCUUAUCGAGUCCGUUCUGAGGCCCCAGAUCUAUACUCUUUGCCUUGAAAAUGGAGAGAAAGCAAAUGGUGGCGCAGAGGUCGCAGAGAAUUUAUUAACACUAGCGUAACACCGCAAUAGUCAUAUGUGGAUGGUCUAAAUAACCCUCAAGACAUUAAUAUAAUGGAAAAUUUACUCUG
Annulohypoxylon truncatum is the source of this 676-nucleotide messenger RNA. RefSeq lists its product as uncharacterized. NCBI's taxonomy places the organism in Eukaryota, Fungi, Ascomycota, Sordariomycetes, Xylariales, Hypoxylaceae. The transcript has 4 exons. The record is from RefSeq and is a predicted model, not a curated record. The coding region runs from base 343 to 606 and encodes 87 amino acids.